Messenger RNA from Cyprinodon tularosa, 3634 nucleotides. RefSeq lists its product as uncharacterized. The record is from RefSeq and is a predicted model, not a curated record. The transcript has 12 exons. Bases 320 to 3085 code for a protein of 921 amino acids. NCBI's taxonomy places the organism in Eukaryota, Metazoa, Chordata, Actinopteri, Cyprinodontiformes, Cyprinodontidae.
UGAGUUUUAGUGUUUUAGCAUCGGUCUGUCUGUGGAUAGUAGGACAGGAAACUGAACCUCAGGAAAACAAAAAAGAUCCCUUGUAGAAGACACCCCCCCUCCUUUCUCCCUGUGUGACCGCCCAGAAGCAGGGAAGGGAGGGGGGAGAGAAAGUGGAGCUUUGUGAAUGACGGGAGCGGCGGAAAACAAACUUUAACACUUUAUCUCCUCAGCCUGCGUCUAUUUCUGCUCCUCUCUCUAAAAGAGGAGAUCCUGGACCAAGAGGGGAGAAAUCACGAAGCUGAUGUACAACUGAAGCGAUUCAGAAAAACUGAAGAAAAUGUUUGUUACUUUAUCUAUUUGGUUCUACCUGCUGGGGUUAAGUUUAGCGGACCCUUGCCUCAUUAUCAGUGAAAUCAAUGCUGAUAACCCCAGACUGGACACCUCUGAGUUUGUUGAGCUGUACCACACUAGUGGACAGCGGGCCUCUCUGGAUGGCUACACCCUAGUCUUUUAUAAUGGAAAUGGAAAUAUAGCCUACAAGGUGCUAGACCUCAAGGACCACAGCACAGACGACAGAGGUUUCUUCCUGGUGGGCUCAGUGGACUUGGUGCCCAGCCCGGCCAUCCCCCUGCCACCGAACACAGUCCAGAAUGGCCCGGAUGCAAUAGUUCUUUAUCGCACCUCUGCCGCCCGAUACACGGAAAAAAUGAACGUCACGCCAGUGGGGCUGGUGGAUGCCGUGGUCUAUAUGAAUCGCCACUCUGCAGAUGCACAGUUCCUGGCUGAGACCCUGACCCCUGGGGAGCAGCCCUUUGUUGAAGACGAUGCGGCGCAUGAGGCCGAUGAGUCAAUCGAAAGGUGCCUCCUCUCUGAAGAUCAGUGGGGUUUCCAGUUAUCCCUGCCUUCGCCAGGUCAACGAAACAACUGCACCCCGCCUCCUGCACCAUUGACCAGUCCCUUCAUUAAUGAGCUGAAGCUGGGGGGAGGACAGGUGGACGGGAUGGUUGAGCUGACAGACACCUCGGCUGCAGGUCCUAUAGCGGUGGUGGUGUGGGAUGGGAAAACGGACAAGGUUAGUGUCAGCAUAGACGUGGACACCUCCAGAUCUGGCUUCCUCUCUGUGACCGUUGACAAGAAAUACAUGAAAGGAGAUGAGUCCGGCGCUGUGGCUAUUUACAGUGGCAGAGCUGCAGACUUUCCGGUGGGGAGUCCGCUGAGCCAGACGCAACCUCUCGAUGCGUUCGUGUUCGCCGGUCCAGGAAGCAAGCCGAGCUCCAAUCUCACAGAGACGCUCAUCCCAGGCAGACAGCCAUACCAGCUCAGCAACAGUUUGCGAGAGGGAGGCUUCUAUCUCAGUCGCUGCGGUGUGGCUACCUGGCCCAGAGAUCCAGGUAUUUUCUGGGAGGCCCCACAAACCCCUGGGCAGUCCAACAAGUGUCCUUGGCCAAAAAUCUGCCCUCACACCAUUUUGAUUCCUGGAGGUACAGAUUCACCGCGUCACCUCCCACCGGGAAGCAGUGGUGACUUCCUGAUCAAUGAGCUGAACACAGACACGCCUGGUGCAGCCGAGGAUGGAGAGUACAUCGAGCUCUGGCACCCGUCCGGUGUCAGGGUCUCCCUGCAGGAUGUCUGGAUUCUGCUCUUUAGUGCGCACAACAACAAGCCAUAUCAGGAGAUCAGCCUGAGCGGGCAUUUCACCACCUCCAAAGGCUAUUUCCUGCUGGGCAGCCACAGGCUGGUGCCGGCUCCGUCUUUACGCCUUCCUCCCAACACCAUCCAGAAUGGACCGGACGCUGUGGCUCUGUACCGUAGCCUAUCCGGGCCGCCGUCGGCUACUCAGAGAGGGAUCCCAACAAAGGGCCUGCUGGAUGCUGUGGUCUAUCGACAGAAGGGGUCAGAUAGGGAGGCACAGGAACUGAGCAAAGCUCUGACCCCAGGACAGCUGCCGUUGUUGGAGGACGACCGCGUUCUGACGGGGGAUGAAACCCUCAGCCGCUGCGGAGGCCUCUACCCUUUGGAUCUGUCUGCUUUCUCGGUUGCUCCCCCCACACCUCUCCGGGAAAACAUCUGCCCCCGGCCUCCUCCAGCGCCUGAGGGUGUUGUCAUCAGUGAGGUGUCCAGCAGGCACUGGAGCAAUCACAGCCAGCAGACUGCCUUUGUGGAGUUACACGGACCACCCAGGACAGAACUGAGAGGCCUUGUGCUCACUGUGUUCGACCAGGACUUCAGCGGGACAGUCAUGGCUCUUCCUUUAAAAGGUUUUAUUGAUCAGGAUGGGUUAUACGUCAUUGGAAAUGUAACUGAAGCAGAUCAGGUGUUUCCUGAUGGCACCUCAAUGCCGGCGCGAGGAGCAGUGGUCCUCUGCUAUGACCUGUUUAGCGUCUGCAGAGCUGGUAAUGCUCUGACCAACUCAAGCCUCAGAGAUGUGCUGGUGUUCAGUGAAAACCAGCGACUGCUAUCCUCUCUCUCCACCACCAGGGGGAGACAAGUCAUCCCUGCUUCAAGGUCUGUGGGGAAUGGUCCCAUCUCACUCAGCCGAUGCUCAUGCUGUGAGGUCAGGAGCCCGUCCUCGUGGACCACCUCGUCCCCCACGCCUCACAGAAACAACCUCUGCCCAAGCUCCGCCUACUCGACUCAGGUCCAACUCUGCCUGGAACGCCCAUCGAACGAGGGACAAGAGCAGUCAGGAGACUGCAGCGGUCUGAUUCAUGGAGGGAAGGUGGUGGAGGUGGCUGACUACUUGGAACAGAGGUGUCACUGCGGUAUCUCUGCGCUCCAUCUGCAAAGCACCAAUUUUUCUUGUGUGUCUGGAUGGCUGCGGGUGUGGGGAGACAUCAGGGCGCUGUCGGACCACCAGGCGGCGCACAUCAGCCAGACGUUCAGCACCACCUCCUCCCCUGCUGAGGCCUGCUCAACUCCUACCCCAGAGGGUUACAAAGAUACAGCCUCGGCCUUGGGGUUACAGAUCGGUCUGAUCAUUUUGGUGCUUAUCCUGCUUGGACUCGGCGCUGCUCUGUUCACAUAUUUCUACAGGAGGAGGCAUCCUCCAGACUAUUACACCAUGGAGCUGAGCAAACACGCAGAGGGAAUGUCUGAUCUAUAAUCAACGCUUUGAAUUGCCGUGUUUACAUCUGGAAAAGACGACGUUUGAGGGAAGCGAGUGAUGGAUGGAGAUAUUCAGAGGCUUGUUUCAGGUGUAUGUAAGCAGAGCUGCUCCAGGUGACCCUCUGUGUGACGACACAGGACUGACCGAUGAGAAUCAUUUUGUAAAAGUUUGCUCCAGUAUCAUCAGAUCAGGCAACACCAGACUAAGGACUGAUGAGCAUCCUUUUCAUUUGAACUCUGCUGGUUUGUAAGGGAAAUGAAAAAGAAGGGAGCUGUUUCCCAUUUGAGUCCUAAAUACUCAUUUUGUUGAUCUGUUUGUUUGAUUUUGGAUAAACUUUAUAAAUCCGUACCAUUGAAACAAUGUUACUUUGGAGCGUUUUAGCAAGAAGCUCCUAAAAAAAUAUCUGUUCUGCUGACCUGUGUCGUUUUAAUUCAUUUUAGGUUACAGAUGAUCAAAGGUUUUGACAGUUCCUUAAAUGUGAAUUACUUUUAACAGACACAAGUACCUAUAACCACUUUUUAUCUGCCUGCUUAAAGCAAAUUGUUU